CUGCCUAUAACCAAGUGACCUGCCUGUUUCAGCGGGUUUUUCUCUGAUCUCUCCCCUCUGUAGUCUGGAAAAGCGCAAGGGGCGUUGAACGUCCAUUCCUUUAUACUCUUUCUUCAAGCUCAAGUAGCCCUUUGUUUUUAUCUCCUUUUUAUCCAUUUCUCCCAUUUUCUUGACUCUCUGAGAGGUCACUGGCUCUUUCUGUCCUUGUUUUUUGUCGGUCACAUUAGCAUUCCCUUCAUUCAAGAUGGUUUCCCGCAAGCUUAUGGCUGCUUAUGCCUUCUUCGACGUCUGCCUCCUCGCUGCUGGCAUCGUCGCUUUGGUUCUCUCCAUCACUUGGCGCGCCCCCGAUGUUCUCAUGAACAUGGUGCUCUCCAAUUCCGAAUUGACUGCCGGAACAAUCCUUGGAGUAUCCUUACUCGUCACAUUCGUUAUAUCAGUGGCGGCCGUUGUCCAACGCAGCCAUGUCACCCUCGGUUUUGUUAUCCUCAAUUGGGCUCUCCUACUCGACGCGCUCGGCAUCGUGGUUAUCGGCACCUUCGUCUGGUACUGGACCUUGCAACCACGGGCCAACUUUAGGGUGCUGUGGGAAGCCGCAUCUCCCGCCACUCGUAUCAUCCUGCAAGACCGCCUCAAGUGCUGUGGCUAUUUCAAUGGCACCGACCUCGCUGAAAUCGGCGGAUCGUUCUGCACCAGCCGAGAGGUCAUCGAUGCUCUGCCGGUUGACCCAGAAUUCAUGACCAACUUCUGCGUUACGCCCAUCACUGCUUUUGCUGAUUCAACUUUGAAUAACAUCUUCACAACCGUUUACGGUUACAUGGCUAUUGUUAUUUGCCUGUUCCUUACCUCGUUGUGUGUCAUCAAGAAGAGGCAAGAGGAUGAGCGUUUCAAGAGGAUCGAUGCCAAACGUGGUGGACGAGGUUUCGUGUAAAUCAUUCGGUGGACCCGGAGACGACCUUCCUAUUCAGCGCACUGCCUACCAUCUCUACCCUUCCCUUUCGAAUUUCAUCCCUCCAUGACUAGCUAGCUAUCACUCCUUUCUCUGUAAACCAUCUCAUUUGUCGGGGUUAUAGGUUCGUAAUGUACCAUAUACCAAACCACAUUUUAGAUU
Molecule: messenger RNA, 1108 nt
Organism: Coprinopsis cinerea okayama7#130
Lineage: Eukaryota; Fungi; Basidiomycota; Agaricomycetes; Agaricales; Psathyrellaceae
Product: tetraspanin
Exons: 6
Coding region: 245-928 (227 amino acids)
Source: RefSeq, a predicted model, not a curated record